AUGUCUUCAUCCAUUCCCUGGGACAAAGUCAAGGCUCUUUCCUUCGACAUCUACGGGACUCUGAUUGACUGGGAGAACGGCAUUGCUGACGCAGCAAGAAGCACAGCCCUGGGCCCCUACCUUCCCAAGGACCACAAGCAACUCCUGCUCGCCAUCGAGUAUCAUGACACGACAGUCCAAAAGGAGCACCCCACCAUGCAGCAAUCGCAGGUGAUCGCCGAAGGCCUCCGACGCUACGCCAAAGAACUUCAGAUCGUUGAAGACGGCAAACUCACCCAGGAUCAAGUGGAGGCAGCAUGCAAGCAGUACGGCGCCUCGAUCCCCUCCUACGCAGCAUUCCCGGACACCGUUGCAGCGAUGCAGCGACUCGGCCAGCGCUUCAAAUUAAUGCCUUUGUCCAAUGUUGACCGCGCAUCUUUCAGUAAAACGCUCGCCGGCCCGCUGAAAGGCGUGCAUUUCGACGCCAUCUACACCGCCGAGGACAUCGGCUCGUACAAGCCGGACCUGCGCAACUUCCACUACCUGCUCGAGCACAUCAAGACCGAUUUUGGCCUGGAGAAGGAGCAGCUUUGCCACGUUGCGCAGAGCUUGUUUCACGAUCACCGCCCGGCGAAGGAAAUGGGGAUUCAGAGUGUGUGGGUGGAUCGGAAGGGGGUGAUGGGGGCGAAGGGCAGCACUGAGGGGGUGGACUUUGGGUACAAGUUCAAGGUUGAUACUCUGGCGGAGCUGGCGGAUAUUGUUGAUAAGGCUCUGUCGUGA
Neohortaea acidophila is the source of this 759-nucleotide messenger RNA. RefSeq names its product HAD-like domain-containing protein. The transcript has a single exon. The coding region runs from base 1 to 759 and encodes 252 amino acids. The record is from RefSeq and is a predicted model, not a curated record. NCBI's taxonomy places the organism in Eukaryota, Fungi, Ascomycota, Dothideomycetes, Mycosphaerellales, Teratosphaeriaceae.